This is a messenger RNA of Cryptomeria japonica (Japanese cedar), 2111 nucleotides long. RefSeq lists its product as uncharacterized. Lineage: Eukaryota; Viridiplantae; Streptophyta; Pinopsida; Cupressales; Cupressaceae. The record is from RefSeq and is a predicted model, not a curated record. Gene Ontology annotation, biological process: intracellular protein localization. Bases 225 to 1793 code for a protein of 522 amino acids. The transcript has 12 exons. Gene Ontology annotation, cellular component: endomembrane system.
UCCCUAAUAGAAGAUUUCAAUGCAUCGGGAAAAAAAAUUCGUUGCGAUUCUCGUUCCUUUUGAACGUCAUUAAAAUGUUUCAUUCUUUUCUCUGUACACUACAGCUAUUCAUAAAAAUGUUCCACCGAGAGGUGGUGAAAUUGAAUUAGAUUUUUUUCCCUCGUUUUGAAAUUCAUAGCUGACAAAACAAUCCAGGCAGGAAGAGGCACAGUAAACUAGCUAUCAUGGUGAGAGUAGUGAUAGGAGAUGAAACCCACUUAAAUUCUGUGGAGACUCACCUCUCCCAAUCAGCAAUUUCCGUGCAAGUGGGUCUUGCGAUUGGAAAACUGGGAGGUGCAAAAUCCAACCGUAACUCCGUAUUUGCACUCAUUCCGACACCCCCAAAUGACGGAGUUGAUCCCACUUCUUUAAUAUCUGAAAAUGCAGAGUCUUCCAGGAGUGGGAGAGUAGAUAAGAAGAAGGUUUCAAAGGGUAAAUCAAUGGCAGAUUCAUCUUCAUUGAUAAUUGAUGUUGAAUGGGUUGGAGAACAUGCCCGCCAGGUCUCCAAAAUGCUAGUCGGAGGAUUGCAUAUUGUUGGAAUCUAUGUCUGGGCUGCUGAGAAUGUCUUCAAAAACUCUAGUUUGAUGCUUUGGCAGGCAGUCCAGGCAAUUGCAGGAGCAGCACCAGUCUAUGCUGAUGGAGAAGUAGAUGAGAGAAUCCUUGUUCACAUAUCUUACAGUCCACGAAGAUGGUCAUGUCGAAGUUGUAACUUGGAUUCCAAUUUUACAUCUAUGUCAUUUCGACCAUGUGACCUGAAAAUGACAAAGCUUUUAUCAACUCUCCAGAGUUUUAGAUCUACCUACAGCUUUGAAGUAAGUGAUUCCUUUGGCUUAAAUGUCACGAGUGAGGUAUUUCAUCUGUCAAACUCAUCUUGCACUUGCACCUGGCCUUGUCCUUUGGGGUUGCCAUUGUUGCAGGAGGAUAUGCAAAAGACAAAUCACAUGAAGAAAGUUCUUCUCAAAGCAAUUGCAUUGCUGGCUGAACAGUUAAAAUCUGCUAAGGCUUCCCUUGAUGGAAAUUUGAUCAAUGAGGAUAAAGUGUCAAUUCCAGGGGGUCCUCAUGAAAUAAACUUUCUUUUGCCCUUUGCGGAUGUGAAAUCCAUGCACGUUGGCAGCAGCGAAGAGGUUGUUGGCUUGGUGGUUUUUAGUGGUACAAUAUUUGCACAAGCAUAUGCUUUCCCAAGAGAGUCACUUCUGCAGGCUGUUGAAGAUUUGAAGGGGGAUAUUAUUACUAGCCUGAAAAGCCGACUCGAGAUUCUCUCUGAUGACGCUGAAGAGGCAUCGACAUCCCUGAAGUCAGAAGAAGUUAAUCUCCACGAAGAUAAGUCCCUUCUGAAGCAAGGGGACACCCUUUUCUCAUGUAAUUGGAGUAAAGAAUGCAGUUUUGUCUUCCCUAGAAGGGUUCUUGUGCCUUGGUUGGAUGACAUCUUCAUAUGUGACUACUUGCAAGGCAAAGAAACUUUUCAGGAUUUACAUGAGCGUUGUCAAGAAUUGAUGUCCAUGAAAAGUCUACUGGAUCAUUCAAAAAUUCUUGAGCCCGAGGAGUCUGGGUCUGCAUCAAUUGGGAUGUCAUUCUGGGGUAUGACGGGCGGAAACUCAUCUUCAACCUGCACAAAAAGAAAUGAUGAUCCUGGAAAAACUGGAAAAGAAUCGAGGGUGGUAACAUUUGGAAGUUUCCAUGGUGCAGUUGCUCUAAUCAUUGUUGUUCUUGCCAUAUUGAUUGCACUAAUAAUGUUGGCAACUGGUUGGAGAUAAAAAAGUGAAUGAGAAACACUAAUAUUUUCUCUUUCUUGAAAUUUUCCAUUUUCAUUUCAUUCACAGUGGUCUACGUUUGUGGUUACAGGCUAAUCUUAUUCAGAUGAAACACAAAAAUGUGGAAGCAUGUUAGCUUUAUUUUGGGAUGGUCUAUAUAUUCAAAAUUUUUGACUCACAUGAUAUUUGUUGGGAAUCCUAUAUACAGAAAGCCCAACAUUUUAGUCAUAUAAAACAAAAUAUUGGGAUUUAAACUAUUUGGAGAUGAAGUUUAGUAUUUGUUUAAAUAGAUUGUGCCACUUUACCUAGGGAUGGAUUUAA